CUCUGCAAUGCGCAGCUGACGACAGCGUGGGAGGCGUAAAUGUUAUAUAAACAUUGAAACUUCCCUCUGAUCAUGGUCUCAUCCAACUCACUCAAGUCUCCUUAUUUCCAGUUUCCCUCCAAAUCAACCAAAAUGUCCUUCACCAAGACUUGUUACGAUGUCCGCCUUGAAGUCUCAGACGGCUCAAUCACUCUCUACGGCUCCGCUAAGAGGCAGGAUGGUGAAUGUAAUGAUACCAGCAUCAACCUAGAUAAAUUCGUCAUUUUCAAUGAUAAUGGCUCGUUCAGCCUCCGGGAAUACGGUCGCGAGGUCGACGCAUCCAGUCAAUCUGCCUUUGACAUCUAUCUGAAUCGCGAAUUCAGUGGCACUUGGUUGAUUGCCGUGUCGUCCAGGUCCGAUCCAAACUUCGAUGAACUACAGAAAAUCAACUUAGAUCACCAUAUUAAGAACGAUAAUGGAUACCUUAAAUGGGUUUCUUGAAAGUUAAAGUUGGAGAAUUAGACAUUCGGCGUCUACAGUAAAGAAUAUAAAUAUGAUGCUAUUUUUAUAAGAACUGCAUGCUUCUUAAAACCAAGCUAGUCCGGGGCAAUCUAUAUGUGACGGUCCCGAGCAAUAUGAGUAUAUUGGUAGAUUAUCUGACAAAAUUCUAACAUGAGGAGAGAAAAGGAAAGAGGCAGGCCUGCCGGCGACGAGCUAUCUAA
Messenger RNA from Aspergillus glaucus CBS 516.65, 701 nucleotides. RefSeq names its product CVNH domain-containing protein. Lineage: Eukaryota; Fungi; Ascomycota; Eurotiomycetes; Eurotiales; Aspergillaceae. The record is from RefSeq and is a predicted model, not a curated record. The coding region runs from base 133 to 480 and encodes 115 amino acids. The transcript is spliced from 3 exons.